Pocillopora verrucosa is the source of this 2931-nucleotide messenger RNA. NCBI's taxonomy places the organism in Eukaryota, Metazoa, Cnidaria, Anthozoa, Scleractinia, Pocilloporidae. The record is from RefSeq and is a predicted model, not a curated record.
CCUCACCGUGUAACGGUUUCUGAAGAUAUCGUGGACAAGCACUAGAUGACCAACGAAACAGGUGGAGAAGGCGAUUCAUGGAAGAUUCAUUUCUCAUUUACUGGACGCACUUCAAGUGCUCUCCAACAAAAUAACAAUAACCCUUCGAAUAAUUACUUCUGGGAGAGUACCACACUAGAGGAAAGCCAGCCAACAUCCUACAUAUACAUUUUGACACAAAUUUUCCUCCUGAAAGACAUUGAAACUUUACGACGCAUUGUACUGGACCCGGAAGAGAUUAACACGAUAGUAAAACAUAAGGAAACAGUUUUGGAAAGUCUUCACGAUUAUGAGCAGCUCGAAGAACUCCAAUUAUUAACAGAUAUUAGACAAGUCCCUGAUGUGAAAUGUAAUAUCAUCGACGGCAAAUGUUUUACUGUGGAGCUUCCAAUAACAGAUCUGAUUGACCCGGAUAAAAAUUUAAGGCGCUUGUUGAGAGAUUUGCAGACUUACUCCAAAACUGUCAGUAAAAGUAUCACUCGGCAGAUUGAAAGUAAAGAAAAGCUAUCAACACCAUCCUGGGAAAUUAUCCAGAUAGAUGGCGACUCUGACUUUUUACGCCACCAAACGGAAAACGAGCUUUGUGAAAAUGACGUCGACAAGCAAGACAGAUAUUCGAUAAUCCACGAUUUGUUCUCUAAAGAUGCCGACUGCUACUAUGAAGAUAGAAUCUGUGCUGUUGAGAAGAGAGGGACACCUAGGAUGACAGCAGAAGUGGCGGAUGCAGAUAAUACGGAUGUUAGCAUGACACCAGGCUGUCAUCCGAAAAUCACGCAAUCAUCUGUAUUCAAUACAGAAGUUUGCAACAAAAAUUCAAGUGAAUUGAGACAUAAACGUGUCCUCAUUCAUGACAGUGAUGAGGAAUCUGGUUGUGAUGAGAAUAAUAAUUCAUUUGAUUGCAUCAAAAAAUCAACCAGAAAGAAGCGUGUCCUCCUCUCUGACAGCGAGGAAUCAGAUAGUGGCAAAAAUCAUGGUACACAUAAUAACAAGAAACAGUCAAGAAAGGUUAGAUAUAAACGUGUCAGAACUUAUGAUAGUGAUGAGGUGUCUGAUGGCGACAUAUAGAUGAAUUUUCCUAUACUUAAAAAUAAUCAAGCAAAUUUGGGUAAAAAGCAUACCAGUCCACAAUUAUUUUAUGAAAGUAAUGAAUCUGAAAGAUUUAUACUGUACAUUCCUACAUUUAUGACAGUGAAAAGGAGUCUGAUAGAUAUAUUUUUAAUUACAACAAAAAUACUAUAAGAAUGAAGGUAUAAAUGUGCCCAACAAAACACUUUGCAAAGAUAGAUAUUACAACAAGAAACAUGACAGGGUAGUUACAAAAAUAUUGGAACUGGGGUAGAAAAUGUUUGUGAAUCAGAAAAGGAAAUGUUAAAUAAUUAAUUUGAAAAGUGUGAAAAAAAGUAUUGCAAAAAGAAAAACACACUGUUAAAAACAGUAAUGACAACAUAAAUAGUUUCUCUUUAUAUCAUAAUUCUUGGCUUUCCCAAAAAAUCUUUCUAAUUUGGACUAAAUCUUUCCAGCAAAAUAUGUAGAAAUACUUUUUAAGAAGUUUAAAUAUGCUUUUCUUUUUGACCAAAAAAGAAUUCAGCUGUUUUUGUAAUGAAAAAACAGUUAGCAUUUCUGAUGAUCAGUUUCAUCAUGCGGUUUAUAUUUUCUGUUGAAGACCUGUAGGUGAUAUGGACAAAUCUUGAACAGGCCAUUAUUGCUUUUUGUUUAAAUGGACAGCAUCUGUUGGUGAUUUAACACUGUAACAAGAUAUGCAAUUUCUUGCCCUUUGGUCAACAUUGAAAAUUCAUGCAAAAAAGCAACCAUCAAACUUUCAAAUGGCCAGCUUUUCCUCAUUGGCCCUAACAAGAGAUAUAUUCCUGGAUCAUGAAGUAUUCUGAUAGUCAGUCAUACUCUAUACUAAGAGGUAUGAUUACCCUGUGCAUAAUGCACUUGCCUUCUGAUGCCAAUGCCAAGCCUUGUCUCAUGGAAUUGAGUAUGUUGUUAUUUCUUUUCCAUUAUCCAAAACUUUUUAUCCAAAGUUCUCUAACUUGUUUUCUUGAUUAUACAACAACUAAAACUCUGACUUCCAGUUUGACUACAAUGGACCAAUAGUCGCCAAAUAGAGGUCCAUCUAAUUCAAAAUUCUAAUUUUUUUUCCCAGAAACAUUAUCCGCAUCUUGAUAGACAAUCCCCUUGACUUGACUAACCACUGUAAAGCUGUGUGGGAUUGUCACUCCACUUGAACAAAUUGCCUUUUCAGCCCCAUUCACUCUCUCUUGUCAUGACCUUGAUCAUUAGUUAAAGGUGCACUGUUAUAGUGAAUCAGAAUCAAGCCUGUGAGAAUGAGAGAUGUACCUAACCACCAUUGCAUGGAAAGUGUCUCGCCAAACAACAGGCAACCAAGCAGCGCCUGUAAGAGACAACCCUACAUCAGUGUUUACAGACUCACAGUUCAAAUCAUUGACUCCUAAAUUCCUCUAGUAGGUUUGUUCUGAGUGAAGCUGUACCGAGUCCAAAUCCUAAGCACCACUGUUAGACUAAUAAGCCUUGUACAAGCUGUUGUUGUCAAUCUUAAUUAAAAUAUUGGUAAGCCUGAAGAGUAGCCUAGUGAUAGAUUCAUUAACCCUUUUUAUAACAGUUCUUCUAUUGCAAAUUUAAGGGAGCACAGCAUGGCUAACUAGCCAGGCUUGCCUUACUAGCAUUACUAUAAAAGGUGUGUGCAAAAAGUCAGUAUCAAACUUAAAACUAACUUAUCAGUAAGAGUAGGUACUUUAUCCUUGUUGUUCUUACUAAAAGAAAAUGAUGAAGUGCUAGAGAGGAUAUUAACAGAUCAGUUAGAAUGCACUUAGAGGAGACAGCCAAUAUUGUUGAAAAUGUGGACUUAAAAUUACCGCAUACAUUUAC